Messenger RNA from Austrofundulus limnaeus, 5245 nucleotides. RefSeq names its product lysine (K)-specific demethylase 2Bb (gene kdm2bb). Bases 140 to 4306 code for a protein of 1388 amino acids. The record is from RefSeq and is a predicted model, not a curated record. The transcript is spliced from 21 exons. Gene Ontology annotation, molecular function: DNA binding; zinc ion binding; protein binding. Lineage: Eukaryota; Metazoa; Chordata; Actinopteri; Cyprinodontiformes; Rivulidae.
UCCUGGUGGUGACGUAACACACAAAAACAUGGUUCCGUUGUUUUGAACCCGUAAAGCGUGCUAAGCGCUCGUGCAGCUCCGCUCCGCGCGAGGAUGCUUUCUCCACACCGAGGGGCUGCAGAAACCACCUGAAGAGACGAUGGCUCAGUCCACGGAAGCCCGCGCAGAGUCCGGACGGAGGCUGCGCUCCAUCUGCCGGAGGAUGUACGACGAGAACGAGGACCUCUCCGACGUGGAGGAGAUCGUAAACAUCAGAGGGUUCAGUGUGGAGGAGAAGCUCGUCAGUGACAGCUACAGCGCAGACUUUGUCCAUAUAAUGGAGGGCAAAGAUUUCACCUAUGAAUAUGUGCAAAAGGAGGCCCUCAGGACUCCACUCAUUUUUAAAGAGAAAGAUGAAUUAGGGAUCAGAAUGCCUGAUCCAGAGUUUACAGUCAAUGAAAUAAAAGGAUUAGUUGGCAGUCGACGCUCUGUGGACGUGAUGGAUGUGAGCACUCAGAAAGGCUCAGAGAUGAGCAUGGCUCAGUUUGUUCGCUAUUACGAGACGCCAGAAGAAGAGCGAGACAAACUCUUUAACGUCAUCAGCCUGGAGUUCAGCCACACGAAGCUGGAGAACCUCAUCAAGCGACCUAAAGUGGUGGAUCAAGUGGACUGGGUGGACAACAUGUGGCCUCCUGACCUGAAGCAAAGCCAAACAGAAGCCACCAACAUUAUUUCUGAGAUGAAGUAUCCCAAAGUCCAAAGGUAUUGCCUGAUGAGUGUGAAAGGCUGCUACACAGACUUCCACAUCGAUUUUGGGGGAACCUCUGUUUGGUAUCAUGUAUUCAAGGGCCAGAAAGUGUUCUGGCUCGUGCCUCCAACUCCACACAACCUGGCUCUUUAUGAGGACUGGGUCCUUUCAGGCAAGCAGAGCGACGUCUUCCUGGGAGACCGAGCCGAUGGAUGCCAGCGAGUUGAGCUUAAACAAGGAUGCACCUUCUUUAUACCGUCUGGUUGGAUUCAUGCCGUCUACACUCCAGCGGACACGCUGGUGUUUGGAGGCAACAUUCUGCACAGCUUUAACAUUCCUAUGCAGUUUACUAUCCACGAGAUAGAAAACCGGACUAAGGUUCAUUCCAAAUUCCGUUUUCCUUUUUACUACGAGAUGUGCUGGUACGUCCUGGAGCGCUACCUGUACUGUUUGACCAAGAGGUCCUACCUUAUUCAGGAGAUCCGUAAAGAGCCAGUCGACGAUGAAGCAAAGACAAAGACAGAGAGCCUUUCCUCCGACUCCAUAAGUCAGGACACAAACGAGGAUUCGUGUGGACCCCAGGUCAGGGAGGACCAGGAAGAGAAAUGGGAGCGAGCAGCUGAAGAUGGCCCCUGCUCGCCUGACGACGUGAAGCUCCUCAAAUCUGUUUUAUCCGUUGUCUCCGAGGACAGCUGUAACCCCGGCUCUGCCUUGUUGGAUUCCCCUAAAACCCCCUCGGACUCUCCAGCCUCAGAGCCUCAGAGCAGGUGGACUCAUUUGACCCAGUUCGAGCUGAUCGGACUCAGGACGCUGAUCGAGAAGCUGGAGUCGCUGCCUGAAAACAAGAAAUGUGCUCCAGAGGGAAUAGAGAACCCUCAAGCUCUCCUGGAGGACAUGAAGGUUGUGUUGAAGGAACACGCUGAUGAUGACCCGAAGUUAGCAAUCACUGGAGUUCCUGUGGUGUUCUGUCCAAAGGAAGCUACAAAGCCUCGGCCUCCCAACCGGCCGAAACCCAAGAUGGCGGCCUCCCCUGCCUCAGCGGUCAAGCUGUCGGCCAGCCGGGGAACAUCUGGUGCCAGGAGGAGGAGGACCCGCUGUCGGAAGUGCGAGGCCUGCCUGCGGACGGAGUGCGGCGAGUGCCACUUCUGCAAAGACAUGAAGAAGUUCGGCGGGCCGGGCCGAAUGAAGCAGUCCUGCAUCAUGAGGCAGUGCAUCGCUCCUGUUUUGCCCCACACAGCCGUGUGUCUCAUCUGCGGCGAGGCGGGAAAGGAGGACACGGUGGAGGACGAAGAGGAGAAGUUUAACCUGAUGCUCAUGGAGUGCUCCAUCUGUAAUGAGAUUGUCCACCCUAACUGUCUGAAGGUCAAAGAUUCAAACGGAUUAGUCAACGAUGAGCUGCCAAACUGUUGGGAGUGCCCAAAGUGCAACCACGCGGGAAAAACUGGGAAAGCCACAAAGCAAAAAAGGGGGCCAGGAUUUAAGUAUGCCUCGAACCUCCCCGGCUCCCUCCUCAAAGAGCCGCGCCUGAACCGGGACCCGAAAGAGGAGCCCGACCCGCUCCCGGCGCUGGCUCCGCCGCCCGCCGCCGCCCCCACGCCGACGACCGCCGUGAAAAGGAACGCGGAGCGGGAAGUCACCUCGAAGAGGAGCGACGAAGAGCCCCCAAAGAAACGGCCCCCCCUGCUGUGUCUGGACGGCGUGCCACGAGCAAGAGUCGACGACAAUCCGCUACGGAAGAAAAGGAAACUGUUUGACACCAACGAUGAACCUGUGAUUGUGAAAAAGAAGAAAAAGCCUUCGAAACCAGAAGAUCUGUUCGGUUUGAAACUCUUGCAACACAUCAAGGCAGAGAAUGAUCAUGGCGAUGAAGACGAGGACCAGGAGGAUCACGAGGAAGAUGGGUUAACUUUGGACAGGACGCGUUUCAGGGAGAAAAGCGAGUACGACGAUGAAGUGCAAGAAGAGGAUAAAGAGGAAGAGGAGAAUGUCACGAAAGGGAGAGACGGUAGUGCAGAGGACAAAGCUAAAGUGCUGAUAGGUCCCCUGCUGAGAACUGCUUCAGCCAGAGAAAGUGACCAUUCGUCCUCCAACUCCCCCAGAGCUGGACCCAGCAGCGAGUCAGGAGACGUCCACGAGAGGAGCCCUGCGCAGCUCAAAGCUCGCCACCAGCGCCGGCGUCUCCCCAACAAAGGACCGAGCAAAGAGUUCAGCCUGGAGGUCGUCAAGUCGGAAGACUUCAAAAAGCACGCCGCAGAGAAGACGGACAACAACUCGGCUGCUCACCAUCGCAGGCAGCUGAAGACUGAAGACUCUGUGACCAAUCAGAACUGUAAACCACUAAAAACAGAAGACCCGGCCACCAAUCAGAGUCGCCGAGCCCUUAAAGCGGAGGACGGUGUGGCCAAUCACCACCGGCAGCCUCUGAAAACAGAAGACUGUCUGACCAACCAGAACCACAGUCCGGUAAAGUCCGAACCCCAGAGCGAAGCGGAGGACCACAAACCGAAGUGGCCUCUAAAUAACGGCGGCAGUGAUCUGGGGGACUGGCUGAGGCACAGGGGGCGGGAGGCGUACGGGACGCCGCGGGCCUGCUCCCCUCUCAGCUGGAACAGAGGCCCGCCCAUCACGCCCAUCUGUGCCCGCCCCCUGCCCCGGCGGUCGCCCCCAAAAUGCAUUCAAAUGGAGCGCCACGUGAUCCGACCCCCACCCAUCAGCCCCCCGCCCGACCGGCUGUCGCUGAACAGCGGCGAAGCGCACGUGAUGCGGCGGGAGACGUGGAUGAAAGUGUUCAGCCACCUGACUCACAAAGACCUGUGCGUCUGCAUGCGGGUGUGCCGGACGUGGAACAGGUGGUGCUGCGACAAACGACUCUGGAAGCACAUCAGCCUGAACCGCUGCAAGGCGAUCACGCCGCUCAUGCUGAGCGGCAUCAUCCGGAGACAGCCUGUAGCUCUGGACCUCAGCUGGACAAACAUUUCUAAGAAGCAGCUCAGCUGGCUCAUCAACAGACUUCCUGGUCUGCGUGUGCUGCUCCUGUCGGGGUGCUCCUGGGUGGCCGUCUCUGCUCUCUGCACGUCCAGCUGUCCUCUCCUGCGAACGCUGGACAUCCAGUGGGUCGAAGGGCUAAAAGACGCCCAGAUGAGAGACUUGCUGUCCCCACCCACAGAUAACAGGCCAGGUCAGUUAGACAACAGGAGCAAGCUGCGGAACGUGGAGGACCUGCGUCUGGCCGGGCUGGACGUCACAGACACGUCUCUGCGCCUCAUCAUUCGCUACAUGCCUCUGCUAUCCAAGCUGGACCUGAGUUACUGUAACCACGUCACCGAUCAGUCCGUCAACAUCCUGACCGCUGCGGGGACGACCACCAGAGACUCGCUCACUGACAUCAACCUGUCAGUCUGUAACAGGGUCACCGACCAGUCCCUGACCUACUUCAAACGCUGCGGGAGCAUCUGCCACAUCGACCUGCGCUACUGCAAACAGGUAACCAAGGAGGGCUGCGAGCAGUUCGUGGCAGAAAUGUCCGUCAGCGUUCAGUUCGAGCUGAUCGAGGACAAACUGCUGCAGAGAAUCAGUUAGGGCAGAGGAACACACGGUGGCAGCAGACACAAAGACAAUAAAUAUCCCUGAGACAAACAAAACGUCUGCAUAUCUAGAAUGUAAAAAACAAAAAGGAAAUCUUGUCAAGAACUGGCAAUUUUACCCAAAACGUUUUGCUGUUGCACCUGUUUUAUAUGUUAUUUAUUUAAAAAAGACAGUUUAUGUAUUAUAUCCCAGCUCUCUCUGUGUGUUUAUAUAAUAUUUUCUGUUCAAAUGCAAGCUUUAUUGCAUUUUAGAUGAAUAUUUUUGUAUCAGAAAGUAUUUCAUACUAAUAUGUGCAAGUAUAAAAUGCACUGAUGUACAGUAUCAUAAAGCCAAGAUGGAUAGUAUUUGCAAAAGUUGAAUUAUGUUGCAUUUUGUGACUUUAUGUGGCCGUUUUUAUAUUUAAAUAUAUGUGCCUGAACCUUUUUGACCAAGGUACAGUAUAUUUACUUUUUCCAUAUUAUUAUAACAUGUUCAGAUGAGAAAUACUGUGUAUGUAGUUGAAAGACUUCAAAAAGUUCUUUGCACUCAUACGGUAAAUACAAAUACACGAAUGUACUUCCACAUAGACACUCCAGUGUACAGUGUACAAAGCAUAUUUUUUCACCACUAAAAUGUUAACGCUAUAUUUACAGAGUAAUUUUACUAACUGCUUGUGUUUGACUGAGUUUCACUGUACCUUCCCUGCCAGCGGUAAAAGCUCUGCAUGCAGCCACGAAGUGUUUACAUCCAUCAGUAGAUUUAUUAACGGUUUACCAUUAAAAGUGUCUGUUUUACUUCUGUUCGCCCUUAAUGGAGCUCCAUGUCAUGUAAAGUGCAGUGCUGACUUGUGCAAAAGAAUAAUCAGCAAAGCCAAAAAAAUAAGCUAUUAUAUUGUACGAAUCCUCAAUCACUCAAGUUUAUAAUAUAUAAUAAAUGAGCCAGUUUCUUCCUGUU